GCGUUCAUGGUUACCGCAAAAAAAUAGUUUAAUAUCUCCGUGUCGUUUGAUUCGAUCGCCAGUCUCAGCCCCCGUCUAUGUGUCCAUGUGGCUGUGCCUCUAAGUCCCUUCACUUGUGUCUGUGCCAGUGCGUCUGUGUGCGUUAACGUGCGUGCUUGUGUGUGUGCCGGUGGCUGAAAAAAAAAAAAAUUACAAAUAAUUACCGUAAUUAGAAAGCCCGAAAUCGAAAGAGUCUGGGCGAAAUUCAAUAAUUUUUUUGUAGUGCUUGUGGUGCCGACGUAUCAAAAAUACCCGCAAAAAAUAAAAUUGUUUUUAAGUCCAACUAACACCAGGUGUUUCGAGAAUAUAAAUAAGUGUUAAAACUGGGAUUACAUUGACCAAAUGAGCUGACAAUGAUCGGAUUGAAAGCGUCGACUCUUUGAGGCAGGCAUUGAAAUCAAACCGAAAACCCACGAAACCCGCCGGCAACUGAAUCCACUGAAUCCACUGAGUACUGGCAACCAAAGAGGGGCCCUGAAAUACCUUGUGCCCAGCUAGCAGCUGCAAUAAUGCACAUUUCUGCUGAGGUCAGUUCGACCACCUCAAAUCAAAUACAGCAACAGCAGCAGCAGCAGCAACACCAGCAGCAGCAGCAACAUCAGUUGUUGCAGCAGCAGCAACAACAGACAGCAACAACGACCACAACGAAGCGGCGGAAUGCUGAGUCCUCUGCCAGCAGCAAUAACAACAACAACAAUACCAGCACCACCAACAACAAUAACACUAACAAUAACAACAACAGCACCACGAACAACAACAACAAUAAUAAUAAUGUUAAAACAAAGCCCGUGGACACGAGUCCCUACUUGACCCCCGAGAAUCUCAUCGAGCGCACCGUCGACGUCCUGCUCGCCGAACAUCCUGGCGAGCUGGUCAAGACGGGGUCUCCACAUGUGGUCUGCACCACUUUGCCCACGCACUGGCGCUCAAACAAGACUCUGCCGAUCGCCUUCAAGGUCUUGGCACUGGGCGAGGUCAUGGAUGGCACUAUAGUCACCAUUAGAGCCGGAAACGAUGAGAACUUCUGCGGGGAGCUGAGAAACUGCACGGCCGUGAUGAAAAAUCAGGUGGCCAAGUUCAAUGAUCUGCGGUUCGUGGGCAGAAGCGGAAGGGGCAAGAGCUUCACACUGACGAUUGUCAUCUCGACGAACCCCAUCCAGAUAGCCACCUACACCAAGGCCAUCAAGGUGACCGUGGAUGGGCCGAGGGAACCCAGAUCGAAGGUGCGACACCAGGGAUUCCAUCCGUUCGCCUUUGGGCCACAACGUUUCGGACCGGAUCCACUUAUGGCCGGAUUGCCCUUCAAGUUGCCAGGAUUCGCACACCAUCUGGUGGGGAUGCACAGCCACCUUCAUGCGCCCGACUGGCGCGCCCACAUGGCCUUGGGCGGUCGCCCAGCCGCCUUUACCGCCGCCCCCUUUUUUGGCCACCAUGCGGCCGCUUUUCCCACCGCCAGUGGCCUGCGUGGAUUGAGUGGAGACAGCCAGCAGCACCAGCAGCAGCAGCACUUGGCCACCGUGGGGGCGGCACAUAGCACCACCAGUCCGGAGGGAUCGCCGACCACCACCACCACGAGCGGUACGCAGCUGAGCGCAUUUGUCCAGCCACCGAUGACGUCGUCGCCUCCGCCGGUCACCAGUUUGCAGCACGACAAUAACAAUAACAACAGCAACAACAACAACAGCAGCAGUCACAUUGAUGCGGGCUUCGAAAGCGACAGCAUUUCGGUAACAGGAUCGCCGCGGAAGAGCCUCGGCUCCCCUUUGACCCACGACGAGGAGGAGGCGGAGGCAGAGGCUGAAGCAGAAGCAGAAGCGGAGGCCGAGGAAGCGGAGGUGGGCGGAUUGAGUCUGAAUGGUGGCGGCAUUCAGGGCACGCUGCACAGCGAGAGUUCCCCCGGCUCGGGUGGCGCCUUCACCGCCCUCAUCCAGCGCAGUGGCAAAAACCCCACCGAAUUAUUCGGCGGCUUUGCCGGCGCAGGUGGAAAUCACUUUGCCCCCAGCGGUCAUAGUUUCAAUCCCGCUCUGGCCGCCCAACUCUUCCUGCAAAGUCCCCUUUUGCCGCAAUCCAGCCAGUGGCUAUAUACCCAGCUAUAUGGCAGCUACAGUGAUCUCCCCUGGCUGAGGAACGCGGCGGCUGCGGCGGCCGCAAAUAUAAAUCCCGGCCAGGAGAACCCCGGCGUUCCGACACUGGGCAGCAAUCCCGAUCACGAUGGCGUUAACCUGAUCAAGCGCUGUGUCACACUGAUAACCCACAAUCCGCCGGACGCGGAGAACGCCAAUCCAAACGCCUCGCCGCCGGUCAGCUCCACCAGGCGAUCGCCCUCCCCCGUGGAAACCAUCGACCUGGACGACGUGAGCACCACAUCGCGCUCGGCCAGCGGUUCAAGUGGCCAUGGCGGCGGAGUGGGAGUGGGUGGUGCAGUGGGGCCCAUCAGGACGCGCACACCCAAACCGUCGGCGGAUGUCUGGCGUCCCUACUAGCGGCUGGCGGCCGCCUUGCUCGGCACAUGUCUGGCGGCCCAAGGUCAGGGGGGCGGCGUCGGAGGUCCCGAUGAGCAGGAGGCGGAGCGGGUCACCUAGCUGGUCCACAGCGAGUGGAAAUGGGCAGGAAGAGGGCGCAGCAGCGAGCUUGUGGUGUUGUGAAUAGUCGCCAUAUCGCAGCUGGCGGGGAUUGCUACUUGAAUUUGUUGAGCCAUUGGGUAACCCAAGCAGGAUAUUCAAUUACAAAUACUCAUUUAUUGCUGUUUAUUGAAUGAAAUAAUAGAAAAGUUUAGCCAGGAAUAGGAAUUUCAUGUAAUGUUAUAUAUUAUGUUUGAAAUGAAAAUAUAAAGAAUGUAUGCUGAAUAUUUAGUUUGCAUUUGAUGACCAGUUAGCACAGAUUUAUGUUCGCUUAUUAACACUAAAAACACAAAAAACAGUAAUACCAAAUUUAUAAAAUAUUUCAAAAAUAAUGUAAGGACUUCAGCAUAAUGAAAUUAAAUGUCUCUUCUAUUCUCAUAAAUUCUUGAUGAAUUCAUGAAUGAUUAUUUUUCAAAAACUACACAUAUGAGCAUAUUUUAUUUUAUUUAAAACUCGAAAAUCAAUUAUCAGACGCAUCAGAUUUAUGAGAAAUUAUACCAAAAGUACUUUAGAUGUCAAAAUAUCUAUGUUUUAGACCAACUUCAACUUACUAGGCCUGUUUUUUUUAAUUGUCAUUCGGUUAAUUGCCCUAUAAUAAUAAUAACAAAUUUUCAAACUGAAUAUCAAAUAACAAAUUCAAGGAGCAACACUCGCGUCAAGUAAUUUUGUUUGUUUUUUUUUAUGGUCAACCCUAAUGUAAGUGGCUCACAUAUCGAAUUUAAAUCAAUUAGCAUGGCCCUAAGAAUCAAAUAUAUAUAAUUAGUGGAGGGCGGGCUGACAUACAUAAUACACGAAUAUAUACGAGAUCUGUGUACAUUGAACAUAUAUAUUGCUCUGUAUUUCCCCCUCUUAAAUGAAUAUUGCAACAAAUUAAACAUAGUUCUUAAGGAAAUACCAUUUUUUUUGCAAGACACAAAGAACGUGAAAGUAUGAACACGGAUGAAAUAAUAAUAUACAUUUUAAAAUUUAUUAAAAAUAAAUUUAAGCAAAGACAUAAAACAAAAGCACACUGAAUACCCAGACAUACACAAUAACACACCGAUUUGUAUAUAAGGUACUUGAGUAGUGUGCCAAAGAUUCGUUAAUAAAAAU
Messenger RNA from Drosophila simulans, 3752 nucleotides. RefSeq lists its product as uncharacterized. NCBI's taxonomy places the organism in Eukaryota, Metazoa, Arthropoda, Insecta, Diptera, Drosophilidae. Gene Ontology annotation, biological process: regulation of DNA-templated transcription. Gene Ontology annotation, cellular component: nucleus. The record is from RefSeq and is a predicted model, not a curated record. Gene Ontology annotation, molecular function: RNA polymerase II cis-regulatory region sequence-specific DNA binding; ATP binding; DNA-binding transcription factor activity, RNA polymerase II-specific. The transcript has 6 exons. Bases 549 to 2522 code for a protein of 657 amino acids.